GAUGGCCCAUGUCUCGGUCUAUCAGUGACACACUUUCAAACCUCACGAAUUUACACUCAUACCCUCCACCGAAUCCUAGCCGUUAGGCUCGUUACGACCCUUUCUAUCCUUGAAUGGCUCCACAACUCUCAGUCAUUUUGUAAAAACCUUGAGGUCUUUUAAGUCAAUUCGCUCCUGUCACUAGGCCGCUUCCCCUCCACAGUGAACUGAAAUCGGAGAAACGACAUUACUCUUUUUUGGCAAGGGUUGGGAAUCGAAUUUGGGUACACCACCAAGGUGGUGGGUUGUUGGCAGAAACCACAUUACUACUACGCUUCUAUCUGCGUUUUUUGAGCUUCAAUUUUCUUCUAUUGAGUUUCGGUACGGACCAUUUGAGGAUGGCGGCGUCUUCUUCGUCGGAUCUUGGGAUGAAGCCGGAAGUUGGCAGUGGCGGUGGAGGUGGGGGAGAGAGCUCGGAGGCGAUGGUAGCUAAUGACCAGCUGUUGCUGUACAGGGGUUUGAAGAAAGCGAAGAAAGAGAGGGGUUGUACUGCCAAAGAGCGCAUCAGCAAGAUGCCUCCCUGUACCGCCGGCAAGCGCAGCUCCAUCUACCGUGGCGUAACCAGGCAUAGAUGGACUGGUCGUUAUGAAGCUCACCUUUGGGAUAAAAGUACAUGGAACCAGAAUCAGAACAAGAAAGGAAAGCAAGUAUACUUGGGGGCAUAUGAUGAUGAAGAGGCUGCAGCUAGAGUUUAUGAUCUUGCUGCCUUAAAAUAUUGGGGUCCCGGGACAGUCAUCAACUUUCCUGUUACUGAUUAUACAAGAGAUCUUGAAGAAAUGCAGAAUGUCUCAAGAGAGGAUUACCUUGCAUCUCUUCGAAGAAAAAGUAGUGGUUUCUCAAGGGGUCUUUCCAAAUACCGUGGGCUUUCAAGCAGAUGGGAUACAUCUUUUGGUCGUAUGGCUGGAUCUGAAUAUUUCAACAACAUCCAUUAUGGUGCAGGUGAUGAUACAACAGAAGGUGAAUAUGUUGGCAGUUUUUGCAUUGAUAAAAAGAUUGAUUUAACAAGUUACAUCAAAUGGUGGGCCUCCAACAAAUCUUGUCAAGCAGAAUCUACAUCAAAGUCCUCAGGAGAAACAAAACAUGGUUGUGAUGAAGAUAUUGAUAGUGAACUUAAAAUAUCAGAAUGGGGAGUUCAGUCUACCGAGCCAUACCAGAUGCCUCAUUUGGGCAUGUCUGUUGAAGGGAAAAGGCAUAAAGGUUCCACGGUCUCUGCCUUGAGCACUUUGUCUCGGUCAGCUGCUUUCAAGAGCUUGCAAGAUAAAGCAUCAAAUAAGCAAGACAAAACUGAUGAGAAUGAAAACAAGAAUACUGUCAACAAAAUGGACUAUGGAAAGGCAAUUGAAAAAUCCACAAUGCAAGAUGCUGGCAACGAGAGACUUGGACGUGCAUUAGGAAUGGGUGAGGGAUUGUCUCACCAGAGAAAUGUGUAUCAAUUGACUCCUUUCUUGUCAGCUCCACUUCUGACCACGUAUAAUACACUUGAUCCCUUGGUAGAUCCCAACAUCCUUUGGGCGUCCCUUGUUCUGGUUCCACCAGCUGGACUUUCUCGUAAUCCUGAGGUUAUGAAGACAGAAACUAGUUCAACUUAUACUUUUUUCCAGCCAGAGGAAUGAUAGCGUACACCUUGUUUGGAUGACUUUAGAUUAUGUUUCUAUUGAAUCUCAUGAUUGUGAGUGGUGUGGUUGGCUUCUUGGGCAAUGGAGGGCAAUCACAUAGAUGGUAUAAGAAAAAUAUAGGUUUCUUUGUAAGCUGGACAAGUUGAUGGAAUACAAUUGAUACCUCUGCAUUAUGACA
Messenger RNA from Tripterygium wilfordii, 1833 nucleotides. RefSeq names its product AP2-like ethylene-responsive transcription factor At2g41710. The transcript is spliced from 9 exons. Gene Ontology annotation, biological process: regulation of DNA-templated transcription. The record is from RefSeq and is a predicted model, not a curated record. NCBI's taxonomy places the organism in Eukaryota, Viridiplantae, Streptophyta, Magnoliopsida, Celastrales, Celastraceae. Bases 378 to 1652 code for a protein of 424 amino acids. Gene Ontology annotation, molecular function: DNA binding; DNA-binding transcription factor activity.